ACUCCCACACCCUAACUCCCCCUUUUCCUCUCUCUCCCUCUCUCUCUCUUCCACCACCAAACCUCACCACCCACCAAAGUCCAUCAAUGGAACCACCACCACCGGCUGUUUCUCUAUCUAACGCCGCCACCAACACCAUAUCCCCUCACCUCGCCUACCCAGAUUCCCUAGACUCUUCCCCUCGCUCCCGCAACACCGAUUCUUGGGAUGAUACUCUUCCCACUAACAACGCCCCCACCUCCGCCAAGCUCCGCCUCAUGUGUAGUUACGGCGGCCACAUCGUCCCUCGCCCGCAUGAUAAGUCGCUCUGUUACGUCGGCGGUGACACCCGCAUCGUCGUCGUCGACCGCCACACCUCCCUGUCGGACCUCUCGUCUCGCCUCUCCAAGACCCUCCUCAAUAACCGCCCCUUCACCCUCAAAUACCAGCUCCCGAACGAGGACCUCGACUCCCUCAUCUCUGUCACCACCGAUGAAGACCUUGAUAACAUGAUCGACGAGUACGAUCGCAUUUCCUCCAAUUCUAUCAAGCCCUCUCGCCUUCGCCUCUUCCUCUUCCCCCUCAAGCCAGAUUCCUCGCAAUCUAUCGGUCCGAUUCUUGAAAACUCCGCCAAGUCCGAGGACUGGUUCUUGAACGCUCUGAACGCGGCCGGCUUGCUUAAUCGAGGGUUUUCCGACCCCGCCUCGGUCAAUUGCUUGCUGGGUCUGGACGAUGAUAGCGUUGGUGGCAAUAACCUGGACUCCGGCGGUGCUAGAGAUUUGGAGGCUGCUCAGCCCGGAUCGUUUGGGAACGGUAAGAGUGCGAAGCAGGGCCAGGAUGUUCACUCUGUGCCGGAUUCACCCAUGCUUGAAACGACAUCGUCUUUCGGGUCCACUUCUUCGUCGCCUUCGCUCGCGAACUUGCCGCCGAUUCGGGUCCACGUGGAGGAUGGAGGUGGUAGUGUUGGUGGAGGGGGGAGGGUGAUGGAUCAGAAGGUUGGGAUAGAGGAGCAGUUUGCUCAGAUUAGUGUUUCUUCAGGGCCCAAGCAAGAUGAGGGGUUUUCCGUUAUUUCCUCCCCGCCUCCUAUGCCGGUGAAUAUGGCGGUUGCACCUGCUAUGUCGGUUAGUUCUGGGAUGGUCGUCGGUGAGUACCCCAAUCGGGUUAUUUCGGAUGACGAAAGAUCGGACCACGGUGUGCCGGUUGGGUAUCGGAGAGUGCCAGCUGCUCACCCUCAGUCACAGCCUCACACUCUGCCCCCACAAUCCCAGCCGAAGUCAAGUGGUGGCCUUGAUUUACCUUCCCCCGAUUCAGUUUCAAGUGAUAGCAGUAUUACCAAUCCGUUGUCUCGCCUAAAACCUGUUUAUCAAGAUUCAGUGGUUCAAAUUCCCUCUGGAAACUUGAGGGUUCCUGCGAACCCUGUGGAUCCAAAGUUUAAUAUCUCUGACCCUAACACUCGAGUCCAGAUGCAACCACAGGUUCCAGAUUCUGCUUAUGUAUUGCAAUCCCAAUUUGAUCAACAACAGAUGUUACUACAGCAAACACAGCACCAACAACACCAACAGCAGCAAUUCAUGCAGGGCACACAUUAUGUCCACCACACCCCCACUGGGGUUAUGCCAAUCCCAGCAUACUACCCUGUCUAUCCUUCCCAACAACAGCACCAUCAUCCCCAGCAUAAUCCACUUGAUCAGCAGUACUCGGUAUACUAUGUGCCCUCAAGGCAGGCCCAAGCGUACAACUUGUCUGUGCAGCAAUCUAAUAUCAGUGAAGCUGCCACUGGUGUCCCUUCUAGCCGCCCUCAAACACCUCCCACUGCUGCAAUGGCCCCUCCUUCAGUUUACAAUCCCACAAGGAAUGCCACUAUGGCAAAGCCUGAAAUGGCUGCCGGUGCUUACAGAACAGCGACCACAGGUGCUCCCCAACUAGUUCAAGUUCCUUCUAAUCAGCAUCAGCAACAAUAUCUUGGUUACUCUCAAAUUCAUCACCCAUCCCAAUCAAUGGCCCCUACUUCAGCUGCAGCGGGUAAUUAUGCUUAUGACUUUGCUGCUGAUCCUGCUCAUGGCCAGAUAUACUAUACUCAGCCGCUGGCACCAACAAUGCAUUCUCAAUACCAGACCAUGUCACCAGCCACUGCUGGUGUGUUGCCCGAAACUUCUGGUCAGCUUCCCACCGACAACAGCAAGCAGCAGAUAAGAACUUCGCAGCCAUUAUAAAUCAUUUCAGGAAGAAGAAACAAUUUUGAGGGAACGGGUUUGGUUUGUCUCUUAAGUUUCUGUUUUAGCGUCUGUUUUGUUUGGUUUGUGAUAUGUAUUUUGUGAUAGAUAAUAAUGAGUAUUGAACUGUAUUUUUAUCUUCUUAUAUGUCAUAUUGUUGUUACUGUCAUAGGAAAUGAAAGUGGUCUGAGGCUAUACUGUAAAAGCUCAAACUCAUGUAUUGUGUGCUUGUGCAGUUCAUAUAUUGGUUAAGAAAAUAAAUGGUAUAUAGGUCACAAAGAGUUUAUGGCUA
Carya illinoinensis is the source of this 2484-nucleotide messenger RNA. RefSeq lists its product as uncharacterized. Gene Ontology annotation, molecular function: protein binding. The transcript has 2 exons. Bases 87 to 2192 code for a protein of 701 amino acids. NCBI's taxonomy places the organism in Eukaryota, Viridiplantae, Streptophyta, Magnoliopsida, Fagales, Juglandaceae. The record is from RefSeq and is a predicted model, not a curated record.